AGUCCACGCGGAGAUGUUGGCCAAUCAAACGUCAGGAGCAAAAAUUCAAACUGAGAAAAGCGCGUUGGUCUUCCUGCUCGGAUUUUGUAUUGUUUUUGGAGAUAGACCGAAGGAGCGAAGAUGACAGAGGAGUCAGCGGUAAAAGUCUGCGUUCGAGUCCGUCCGCUUAUUGCGAGGGAAGAGAGUGCAUCCGAGAAUGCGGAGCCUGUCCAGAUUUUCUGGAAAGCUGACGAGAAAUCAAUUCACCAGAUUGAUGAUGGAAAUUCCACCAAGAGCUUCAGCUUUGACCGAGUGUUUGCCGCUGAUGAAACGACCAGUCAGCUGUACAAUGGCAUUGCAAAGCCUCUGGUUGUUUCCACUGUCGAGGGAUACAAUGGAACCAUAUUUGCUUACGGGCAAACUUCUUCUGGAAAGACCUUCACCAUGAUGGGGACCAGUCGCACCCCCGGAGUGAUACCUCAAGCUGUGGAGGAUGUCUUUCAAAGCAUUAAGAAUUUUCCCAAGAAGGAGUUCCUUCUCAGAGUGUCCUACAUGGAGAUCUACAACGAGACUGUGACGGACCUGCUUGUCGACAGCUGGAAAAGAAAACCUCUAGAAGUCAGAGAACAAAUCAAUAAAAACAUCUAUGUGGCUGAUUUGACUGAAGAGUUGGUUACAUCUCCUGCACAAGUCCUAGCAUGGAUUCGGAAAGGAGAAAAGAACCGACAUUAUGGCAAGACAAAAAUGAACCAGCGGAGCAGCCGAUCGCACACUAUUUUCCGGAUGAUCCUGGAGAGCCGGGAAAGGAGCGACCCAGCAUCAGGUGAAAGUAGUGAUGGAGCCAUCAUUGUGUCUCAUUUGAAUUUAGUGGAUCUGGCCGGAUCUGAGAGAGCAAGUCAAACUGGAGCUGAAGGUACACGUUUCAAAGAAGGCUGUAAUAUAAACCGCAGCUUGUUCACGCUCGGCCAAGUGAUAAAGAAACUGACCGACGAAAACCAGAAGGGUUUCACCAACUACAGAGACAGUAAACUGACCCGCAUCCUGCAGAACUCGUUGGGUGGGAAUGCUAAAACUGUCAUUAUCUGCACCAUCACCCCGGUCACUCUGGAUGAGACCCUCAGCACUCUACAGUUUGCAAGCACAGCAAAGAAAAUGAAGAACGACCCUCACGUAACAGAGGUGUCAGAUGAUGGGGCUCUGCUCAAAAGGUAUCGCAAUGAAAUUGCAGAACUCAAGCGACGACUUCACGAGGUUUCUUCAGUCACGCAGACCACUGUGACAGAGAAGGAGGUUCUCUCCCAGCUGCUCCAAGAGAAGGAUCAGCUGCAGAGAGAAAAAGAGGGCCUGAAGAGAAAUCUGGCCAAUCUCCUUGUGACAAGCUCAAAUCUGGUCCCAGUCCAGAAGAUUCCAAGCCGCAGGGUUACCUGGGGAGGAAAGAUGGUAAAACUUGGCCAUCCAUCUGGCUGUGUGGGGAGUUUCUCUGAUCUCAGCUUUGCAGAAUCCUUCACUCAGAAGAGAACUCAGUCAGAUUUCUCCUGCCUGAUGGAGCUGGGUGAAGACGAUGAGGACUUUGAGUCCAACUGGGGAAUUCCAGAUGAGCCGUCAGAUGAAAUGGAAAUGAGUCGAAGCUCUGUGACUGUUCGUAGCUUUGGAGACAGUCCCAGAGACUUCAUGUCUCCUGAUCGUCUGCAAGAACUUUCAGGCAAAGUGUCCAGUCUGGAGAUGCAGCUGGAACAGGAGAGUCAGGAGAAAGAGACGGCCCUGUCAAAUUUAGAUGUGUUAAAGGGCAGAGUGGCAGAGCUGCAGCUGGAGCUGGAAACGGAGGUGCAGCAUAGACAGGAAGCACUGGAAAAAGUGCAGACUGGAGAACAGAGGAGAGCAGCGCUGGAAGCGCUGCUGCACACUGAAGCUCAGCAGAGGCUGGAGGCCACACAGAAAGCUGACACGUUGGAGGUGAGAGUGAUGGACUUGGAGAAACAACUGGGAGAACACAGUGACGUGGACACUGAGACAAAUGAACAGAUGAGAAAAGAGUUUGCUGAGACCAUCCAGCUUUGUGAAACUUUGGCGUCAGAGAAGGACUUGGUGGCUGCAGAGCGAGACUACCUGAAACAGGAGCUGGGCAUGUUUAUAGAGCAAAUGGAGCGUCUGGAGACAGAGAAGGCUGCUGUAUUACAGGAGCUAGAGGAGAAGAGGGAGAUGGACGAGUUCAAAUCUCUAGAAGAGGGGUGCAGGAAGGAGAACGAGAAAGAGUUAGAAAAUGAAAUUGUAAGCUUGAAGAAAGCUGUUGAGUCCUCUGAACUCCAGCGCAUGCAGCUCCAGAAUGAAAUCAAGACUCUGACUGAACAGCUGAAGAAGAAGGAAACAGAAUUUGCACAUGAGAUGGAGAACCUGGGCAGUAAGGACUUGGUGCAGGAGGUGCUGAAGCUUCGCCGCUCUCUGGAUGAUGCAGAGCUGCUGAGCAGAGACACAAGGAAGGAGUGGGCUGUCCUACGCAGUCGCAGCAUUUCUUUGGAGGAGACGAAUGUGACUCUGACUGCCAGCCACGAGAAAAGGGAGGCGGAGGUGAAGAGUCUGCGUUGUCAGCUGGAGACGGAGAAGUCGCGUUACAGAAAGAUGCAGAGCGAUCUCCAGAAGGAGCUGAAUGUCGCAUUUGAUGAGAACACAAAGCUCACCACUCUGCUAGAUGGCAAUGUGCCUAAAAAUCUGAUUGACAGCAUAGAGCUUGAGAGAACUGUUGCCAAUCUAAAUAAAGAGUUGAUGGCAUCUCGUCAAGUGGAGACGGCCUUGAGAGCUCAGCUAGAUGAGCUGGCUGUAUGUCAGACUCUCCCAGAUAAAGUGGACGCCUUGGUAAAGCAGCUUGAAGGAAGUGAGCAGGAGCGAGGAGCUCUGGAAGGAAAACUGAGCGACGUGCAGCAGCUGAUCAAGGAUUUGGAGGAGAAGCUUGCUGACAGCGAAGCUUCCAGAAGCACUGAGGAGGAGAUUAGCAGAGAGCUUCAAGAACAAAUCAGCCAGUUAAAUGAAGAACUUCAGUGUGUGCGAGCUGAGAAAGCCGAGCUCCUGUCCGAGCAGAGCACUGCUGAUCAGAGGUUUGCAGAGGAGACGGAGAAGCUGCUCUCUGCUGUAACAUCUGUGACCGCAGAGAGAGACGAGCUCAGGGUGAAGCUGCAAGAACACGUGGACAAGGUUGCUGAGAUGCAGGUUGUUCUACCGUCUGUUCAGGAUGAGCUUCAAACACAAAAAGAAAAGAAUUCAGAUCUCGUGAAAGCUCAUGAGCAGAAAGAGUCUGAUUUAGGGGAGAAGAUGCUGAGGCUAUCACAGGAGCUGCAGUGUGUGCGAGAUGAGAAAGAGGCUCUCCUGAUGACGACCUUUCAGAGGGAAUCGGAGGAUGUGGAGAAGCUGAGCGCUACCUUGGCUUCUCUCACUGCUGAGAGAGACCAGCUCAGGACGGACCUGCAGGAAAAUGUGGAAAUGAUGAUUGUGAAUCAGGAGGAACUGAGGACGGCCCUGGAGCAAAACGGCGAGCAAAAGAAGCAGAUCAAAGAGCUAGAAGAACAAAUAUUGAAGCUGGAUGGGCUUCCCAGUGAGCACGAUGAUAAGCUGGUGGAACUGCAAACACAUAUAAAGGCUUUGACUGAGGAGCUGGAGAGUGUGAGAGCAGAGAGAGACAGUCUGCUGUCUGAGAAGGAGCUCAGCACUCAGACCUCCACAGAGGAGAUGGAGAAGCUGCUGUGCAGAGUGACGUCUGUCAGCGAGGAGAGAGACGAGCUGCAGGAGAUCCUGGAGGGUCUGAGGCAGGAGAAGCAGCAGCUCCGGGCAGAGCUGGAGGACAGGGUGGAGAUGAUGACUGAGAACCAGGAGGAGCUGAGGGUUUCUCAGGAGAACAUCAGAAUCCUACAAGAUGAGAUCAACCUGCUGAAGAGUGAAAAGGCAGACCUGGAGAGCAGGCCGAGCAGUGGCAAAGAUGCAGGCAGUACCCUCCAGUUACAAGAGCUCACAGACCAGAUUCAGAGACUGACUGAGGAGCUGGAGAGUGUGAGAGCAGAGAGAGACAGUCUGCUGUCUGAGAAGGAGCUCAGCACUCAGACCUCCACAGAGGAGAUGGAGAAGCUGCUGUGCAGAGUGACGUCUGUCAGCGAGGAGAGAGACGAGCUGCAGGAGAUCCUGGAGGGUCUGAGGCAGGAGAAGCAGCAGCUCCGGGCAGAGCUGGAGGACAGGGUGGAGACACUGCAGUCUGAGAUAAGGACUCUGACCGAUGCAUUGAAAAUGGCUGAAGCAGAAGGAGCACGACUGCUGUCUGAGAAGGAGCUCAGCACUCAGACCUCCACAGAGGAGAUGGAGAAGCUGCUGUGCAGAGUGACGUCUGUCAGCGAGGAGAGAGACGAGCUGCAGGAGAUCCUGGAGGGUCUGAGGCAGGAGAAGCAGCAGCUCCGAGCAGAGCUGGAGGACAGGGUGCAGAUGCUGCAGUCUGAGGUUGCUGAGAUGCAGGUUGUUCUACCGUCUGUUCAGGAUGAGCUUCAAACACAAAAAGAAAAGAAUUCAGAUCUCGUGAAAGCUCAUGAGCAGAAAGAGUCUGAUUUAGGGGAGAAGAUGCUGAGGCUAUCACAGGAGCUGCAGUGUGUGCGAGAUGAGAAAGAGGCUCUCCUGAUGACGACCUUUCAGAGGGAAUCGGAGGAUGUGGAGAAGCUGAGCGCUACCUUGGCUUCUCUCACUGCUGAGAGAGACCAGCUCAGGACGGACCUGCAGGAAAAUGUGGAAAUGAUGAUUGUGAAUCAGGAGGAACUGAGGACGGCCCUGGAGCAAAACGGCGAGCAAAAGAAGCAGAUCAAAGAGCUAGAAGAACAAAUAUUGAAGCUGGAUGGGCUUCCCAGUGAGCACGAUGAUAAGCUGGUGGAACUGCAAACACAUAUAAAGGCUUUGACUGAGGAGCUGGAGAGUGUGAGAGCAGAGAGAGACAGUCUGCUGUCUGAGAAGGAGCUCAGCACUCAGACCUCCACAGAGGAGAUGGAGAAGCUGCUGUGCAGAGUGACGUCUGUCAGCGAGGAGAGAGACGAGCUGCAGGAGAUCCUGGAGGGUCUGAGGCAGGAGAAGCAGCAGCUCCGGGCAGAGCUGGAGGACAGGGUGCAGAUGAUCUCAGCCAUCCAGGACAAGCUGAGUCAGCUGAACAUGCAGCAGCAGCCUGAGAGAGGAGAGCAAGAAGCCAAGCUGCAACAAGACAUACUGCAGCUUAAAGAGCAAGUUCAAAUGCACACAGAAAGAUGCGCUCAGGCUGAAAGUGAAGCAGAUGCAGUGCAGCAGUUGCUCAGCGAAGCGAACGCAACCAUCUCUGCUCUCAGAGAGCAGCUCAGCAGGUCAGAGCCGAGCACCAGCGGGGCUAAGGAGCUGCUGUCGUCACAACUGCAAGACUCCACCACACAGCUUGAGGAGUCCUUCAAAAGCUUCCAGCAAUUCAUAGACACUUGUUGUAGUUAUGACAAUAUAACUCAGGACAAGGGCCUGAGGGAGCGGCGUUCCCUGAAGCAUCCUCUUCCCAAGGCCACCAAGGAUGCCUAUGAUGCGGUCUUUCAGCUGGGACAGUCAACUGAUGAAAAUCUCAGAAAAAUUCAAGAGCUGCUGCGUGUGAAGGCAUUUGGCUACAGGAACAUUUUUGAGGAGCUGGUGAAAAACGACUUGGCCGUCUUCGAGGAGAGACGGCUGCAGGAUGUGCUUCUAUGCAGAGCGCAGGCGCCCAGCCACUCUGUUCAAGUCGAGGGCUUUGACACACUGUGGGAGCAGAGACUGCCUGAGCUGCUGGACAGGAGGCAACUUUACAUGGAGAAAAUGAGCAGCAUUUUGAACAAGCUCUGGGACCACAUGACCUCCUACCUCCAUGAGCUGAAGGGUGAGAUUCAAGAACGAUUCAAGUUCAAUAAGCAGCUGCAGGUCCUGAUCACCAACCAGCCAAUUAACUUCAGUGGGCUGGACAGCAUCCUGGAGCUGGUGUCUGACCGCAGAACGGCGGGGAUACAAAGCAAGAAAUGUCUUCUGCAGAGUAUCACUGAUGAGCAGAAGGGUCCGUUUGAAGAGCUAAAACAGCUGGAGGCUGAGGCAAAGUCUCACCUUAGGGAGGUGAAAAGCAAAAGUUCCACUUUGCUGCAGGCGCUGGAGGAGGGAGCGCUUCUGACAGUCGCAGCUCUGCUGAAGGAAACCCAGCAGCUAGCUUCUCAGCUGAAACACGCAGAGGAAAAAGUGAAAGCUCUGCAUAUUCAAACUGAGCAGCUGGAGGAGGCACGCAUCAAAGCUGAUGCCAAAGUUUCCAACCACAAAGAGGCAACACAACUCCUGCAGACUGAGCUGCAGGACAACCGCGCACUAGUUGAAGAGAAAGAGAACGCUAUACAAGCUCUGAAGAGCAAAAUUCGAGAAUCUGAGAAAAAAUCAUCACCCAGUGUGGCUGAGCUGGAGAAGCUUCAGACCAAGCUGUUGCAGUUGGAGAUGAAGCUCAGCUCAGCAUCUGACGAACACAAACGAGAGAUCCAGGCGAUGAACACACUGUUGGAGGAAAAAGAAGAGUUACUGAGGAAGCUUAAAGAGACUUUGAGAAAAUCCCAACAGGAGGGAGAAGAGUCGUUCUUGCAGGGUAAAGACCUUCAUGCCAGACUGACCAACCCCAGGAGUUCUGUGGUCAGCAGCAGUAUUCUGAUGGAGAAAUCCAAGCUGGAGAAGGAAGUCAGCCAGCUUCAUAUGAAAAUCACAGAACUGGAAAGUGUGGUUGCCAGUCAGCAGGCUGAGAUUACCAAGUGGAAGAACAGAGCCAUCAAACUAAAGGUGAGGAACAAAGUGGAAGAGGACAAGCUUCAGUCACCUAGCACUCCCACCAAGAGGGGCUUUCCCAUGACCUCUGACUCCUCUAACCUGCUGAGCUCACCUAAAAAGUUUUUGAUACCUGCCAAGAAGCUCCUGGACACUCCCAGGAAGGGUUUGGAGUCACCCAGAAAGCUGCUGGAUUCGCCAAAGGCCUCUCUCCUCGAAUCCCCCAAAAGCAGAUUCUUUGAUGUGGGCGGAAGCUCUGAGACACUGUCCCGAAACUGUCCCAAGCAGUUCUUCGACAACUCGAGCCUUGGAACCAUUCCAGAGGUUUCCCGAGUUCCUGAAACAGCAGCUCCAGAACAGGAUGUUACUGUGGACACGGACAAAAACGAGUGGUGGCCAAAGUCUCCAAAACAGGAAGAAAUGUGUAAAACACAAUAACGUGUUUGUAAAGAGCAGUAUUUUCACCUUUGUUUGUAAUGUUUAUGUACUUUUAUUUCCCACUUUCAUUUUUUCCUUUUUCAUCCUGUUCUAAGAAAUUUAAUAAACGUGUUUAAGGUGCUUAAA
Messenger RNA from Haplochromis burtoni (Burton's mouthbrooder), 7335 nucleotides. It is a transcript of the gene cenpe, whose product is annotated as centromere protein E. The transcript is spliced from 51 exons. Gene Ontology annotation, molecular function: plus-end-directed microtubule motor activity; ATP binding; microtubule binding. Gene Ontology annotation, cellular component: microtubule. Gene Ontology annotation, biological process: mitotic cell cycle; microtubule-based movement. Bases 121 to 7209 code for a protein of 2362 amino acids. NCBI's taxonomy places the organism in Eukaryota, Metazoa, Chordata, Actinopteri, Cichliformes, Cichlidae. The record is from RefSeq and is a predicted model, not a curated record.